CACAAAAAUACAGCUGGUUUCGGCAGAACGCGACCGCUAUAAGUUCUUGCAGUCAUUUUCGGAAAAAUUUCGACUUAUUCUGACUUGUAUCCUAAUUCUUCGAACCAUUAUUUAACACCAAAUCACUAUGGUUGAGAGUAGGACCGAGUUCAAGCUAAAAAAUCCACCAGAAGAUGGAAUCUCAUCCGUGCAAUUUGGACCAAACGCAGCUAAAUUCUUGCUGGUGUCCUCGUGGGAUUGCACCGUCAGGCUUUACGAUGUUGAGUCGACCACCAUGAGGCUAAAAUACGUUCACGCAAUGCCUGUCCUGGACGUCUGCUUUCAGGACGCAGUUCAUUCUUUUAGUGGAGGCCUUGACCAGACCUUGAAAAUGUUUGAUCUCAACAGCAGUGGUGAAUCUGUGCUGGGCACUCACGACGGAGCCAUCAGAACGGUUGACUAUUGCUCAGAAAUAAACGCAGUGGUCACAGGCAGCUGGGAUCACACGAUCAAAACGUGGGACCCUCGAGCGCCCAGAUGCACAGGAACGUACCAGCAACAAGAAAGGGUGUACACUGCUAGUCUUUGUGGAGAACUCUUGGUCGUGGGAACCGCCGGCAGAAAGGUUCUUGUGUGGGAUCUCAGGAAUAUGGGAGUGCCAACCCAGAGACGCGAAUCCAGCCUUAAAUAUCAGACGAGGUGCAUCAGAUGCUUCCCUAAUAAGCAGGGCUAUGCGUUAAGCAGUAUUGAAGGCAGAGUGGCCGUAGAGUACCUGGACGCCGACCCAGAAGUACAAAAGAAGAAGUAUGCAUUCAAAUGCCAUCGAAUCAAAGAGAGUGGCAUUGAGAAAAUUUAUCCAGUUAACGCCAUCAGCUUCCACAACCAGUACAACACCUUUGCGACUGGAGGCUCUGACGGCUACGUGAACGUGUGGGACGGAUUCAACAAGAAGCGCCUCUGCCAGUUCCAUCCUUACCCAACGUCCGUCGCUUCCUUGUGUUUCAGCAGCGACGGCUCUGCACUCGCAAUCGCGUGCUCCUACCUGUACGAACAAGAAGAGAAGGUGGAAUCAACCUCAGAUAACAACGUCUUCAUCCGGUAUGUCACCGACCAAGAAACCAAACCCAAGUAAACUCUUGUGCAUUCGGAAGCGGGCAGCAAACAUUUCAGGAGUCUCCAUCCAGUUUAGUUUGUCUAGUUUUCCGUGCCUUGCAGCUUGCAACAGAAAAACACUCGAUCGCAGACGCGUCUCUUUGUUUCAAAACUUCUUGUCUGUCCUGAAUGUCUCAAUGUGCAGUGUUUUAAAUUAACUGUAAAAUAUGGAUCAUCGACUGACUUGAUGCAUUUUACCAUCAUUCAGAAUUGAACUCUUUGUGCAACCAAACCUUUUGAAGGAGAUUGAACGAAUGACAAGAGCUCUCACAUUAACAGCUUAUUUCAUUAGUUUGUCGUAAUAAACAUGCAUAAGAAUAAAAAUCAAGUUGGUUUUCUUUCAAGUAAAAGACGAUGACUCAGUGUUCAAAAUACAUUUUUAUUGAACGAAAUUAUCUAUGAUCGAUAGACAUGUACAAGAUAUAGAAUACAUUAUGUUAAUAUAAUAUUAGGACAAUUAAUAAAAUGAUUGCUUCCAUCUUCCCUUUCAUCUAACCUUUUUAGAAUGAUCAGGCACCUAUAGGCUUGUUGAAAACUCGUGUCAAUUUAUUUAUUUUUUUUUUCUUUUAAUCAAGGAAGCUGAAAGGAAACGUACACUGACUGAGAAAGAGAAGUGGCUCUUUUUAUUGUUACCCAAGUUAGUGCUGUGUGUGCUUUCAAAAUGGUACUCUCGAAUCAGAACUUUUUACUCAUCUACGCGACAUUCACAAAGAUGGCCUGCUACAUUUCUGCUUCCAAACACUGACACCAAAACAUGUACAAAAGAAACAAACUGAUGCCGCGAAUUUUAAUAUAUUUUACAUGCGUGUAAUUUACGUGUAGAUUCUCUUUUUAUAUUUUUAUAAUCAUAUCAACAAGGUGCAAAAUCAAGCCUCCGCAACAACUAUGGUACUUCUUGCUCAUAGUAUUCAAUACAUACGGCAGCACUCUGCUACACAGUGCCGAACAAUCGAAUCCGACGCCUGCUUAGAUUAUACAAUUUUAUGUAACUCUUCUUUAAAUCGUUUAAAAGCAUCUGCGUUUAAUACUCAACAACGACAUUUACUCUGGGCGCGCUUUAAAGGUUAGCUAUUUAUAGAUUCCUCUGUUACAAUUUUUCCGACAUUCUGUGGUAGCGUAAUUUCUCGUGUAGGUACAAUGUCUUUAAAAUUAGAAUAACACAAAUAACCUCCUUCUAUUAUGCCCCUCUCAUAAUCAUCAUCAAUUUUUACCCACUUCUAUGAU
Messenger RNA from Cloeon dipterum, 2355 nucleotides. RefSeq names its product mitotic checkpoint protein Bub3 (gene Bub3). The record is from RefSeq and is a predicted model, not a curated record. Bases 128 to 1111 code for a protein of 327 amino acids. Gene Ontology annotation, molecular function: ubiquitin binding. The transcript has 7 exons. Gene Ontology annotation, cellular component: nucleoplasm; kinetochore; bub1-bub3 complex. Lineage: Eukaryota; Metazoa; Arthropoda; Insecta; Ephemeroptera; Baetidae. Gene Ontology annotation, biological process: mitotic spindle assembly checkpoint signaling.